GCUUGUUUGAAACUCCGUCGAGAAGCCUACCGUCGCGGUGUGCUAUAGUUAAAUAAUUUAAAAAGUUUCCGAUGUAAAACCGUACCGGGUGUCUCUCUUGAGCGUGAAAAUAUCCUCUUCAAUUACGACAAAGCAAGAAAUAUUUUAUGCGUAAUUUCAAUUUCGUUUAGUUGUUUUGAUAACCGAGAGAAAAGUAACCUAUCUUUUCUUAAAUAAACUUCUUGCUUCGUCACGAUUAAAGGGGACACUUUCGGAUCACAGUUAAGAGGCACCAUGUACACGCAUAAGUUUCGAUACGAUGAUAAAAAGACACCGCAACGGAUCACCUGAAAGUUUGUCAUUUUACGAUUCAAGAAUGGCGCACGUCGCUCGUCGUAUACGUUCUCGUUAUCUGAAAGUAAUUGGAGAGUGAAAUUCGAGCCGCCAUGCGGCAUUAGCGCACGACACUGACAACUUAAUCUUCUAGGAUAGAAUAUGCCAACCAUUGAAAUAUUAAGACGUGACGUUAUCAAGUACAAAAUUCCGGCGUGGCAUUGCUCCGGUGAAUACAGUGUAUCCUUUAUUCGGAAUCACGGUGUACACACGAGAUUUGGUGUCAGUUCUCUGUGUGUCUGUGUGCAUCAAGAGUUUCUGCUGGGUCCGGCGGGAAUCACCGGUUGAGAUAUCGAAAACCUCUAGGGUGCGUAGUAUGCUGUCGAAUUCACGAAGCCAAGGAGUUCUCGGGAAUUGUCCCCUGGUGCAGCCACCUGAGUGGGGAGCGGUGAGGGAGAGGGUCCUUAAAGAUGGCACUCUGCAGACCGUGUACUCGUGUGAACCAGGCCGUAGAUUGAAGGGCCAUAAAGUACUGACUUGCACUGCCGACGGCUGGAAUCAUCCCAUCCCGAAAUGCGUCCCCUAUGACAACAGGUUCCAGCCGAUCCGCAAGGACCUCUAUCAAGGCGAUGAUCCAAUUUCAUCGACAUCGCCGCCGGAAAAGGUGUCGAAGGGCCGGCAGAAGGCGCGCAAGAGACUCGGGGAGAUGAAGAAACGUCGGAAAGCAAAGGAGAAGAAACGGAAGCAAAUCGCGGAGAAAUCGUUCUACGAAUCGCCGCCGGCCUCGGCGGUCGUUCCCUUAAAUGAAACAAUAAUGUCAAGGUUGGACCUAAGCUGUUUCAUGAAAGCACGCAAGAAGGGAUUUGUGAAAGCCCCUCAGAUUGAGCACGCAUAUCCUGCCAAAUAUGCCAGGAGGAAAAAUGUACUGCCUCCGUACAAUCGAUACCUUGUCGCGAUGUACGAGUGCACAGAGGAUUUCAUUUUCGAGGACUCAAUGGCGGAUCGGCUUUUCUGCAGCGAUGGCACUUGGUUGGGCGUUCUUCCGCGUUGCAUAAAGGAAGGAGAGCCGACAUUCAAUAACGUGAAACGUUGCAGCCAGGACAGGGGAGGCUGCGAGCACAUAUGCGAAAACACCGAGACAGGUGUGAAAUGCACGUGCUUCGACGGAUUUCACGCCAAGGGAUAUUCGUGCAUAGAUAUCGACGAAUGUGCUGACGGGACGGCUGGGUGCUCGCAAAUUUGUCAGAACGAGCCCGGAACUUUCCAUUGCGAAUGUCACUCUGGUUUCCAAUUGGGAGUUGACAAUAAAUCGUGUCACGACGUUAACGAGUGCCUCCUAAAUAAUGGGCACGGCCCGUGCCAAGGCACUUGUAUCAAUCUUGAAGGGAGCUACGAGUGUAGCUGCACCGACAUUCCCGGUCACAAAUUGGCGGCGGAUAAUCACACCUGCGAGGAUAUUGACGAAUGUGCCGCGAACAACGGGGGAUGUUCUCAUGUAUGCCUGAAUACACCUGGGACCGUGUUCUGCCUCUGUCCUGAUGGCUUCUAUCUGAAAGACGACUGGAAAACGUGCCAAGACGUGAACGAGUGCGAAAACGCGUCGAAGGUUUGCACGAACAACACCGAGUGCGAAAAUACCGUCGGCUCGUAUAAAUGCGUCAGCAAGCCGCAGAAGUUGACGAAAGUCCUCCAAGACGAAGACUAUGAUGCCGAAGACGACGACGAAGACGACGACGACGACGACGACGAGGACGAUUAUGACGAGGAAGGCAUCACUGAAAUUCCAGAGUUCGGGAAAUGCGAGGAGGGUCACAAGAAGGAUCAAAAUGGCGACUGCAUUGAUAUCGACGAGUGCGUGGAGGGUGACGAAGGGGAACCCCAUGGCUGCCAGCAGGAGUGCAUAAACGAGCCCGGCGGUUAUUAUUGCGCGUGUCGUCCCGGAUUCGAGCUGCAAGAGGACGGGGUAACCUGCGAGGACGUUGAUGAGUGUAAGAAAACCCCGUCGCCGUGCUCUCACGGCUGCAACAACACGGCGGGCUCGUAUCGGUGCGACUGUCCUCGGGGAUACAGCUUGAAAGGGGAUAACAUCGGCUGCGUUGAAACGGGAACAUGCGAGACACUGAUAACGCCUUGCCCUCACGGGUGUCAGGAGUCAAAGACGGGGCCGAGAUGCAUUUGUCCGCUGGGAUAUCAGCUGCAGGAGGACGGAGUCACCUGCUCGGACGUGGACGAGUGCGCUCUGGGCUUGUGCUCCCAUUCCUGUGUCAAUUUAGACGGGAGCUUCGAGUGCACUUGCCCGACCGGUCUCGAGGCCGGGGGCCACGACAAGCUCGACUGCGCUGAUAUCGACGAAUGCGCCGGAGACGUUCACGGAUGCGAGCACGAGUGCACGAACGUUCACGGCAGCUAUUCCUGCGCUUGUCGCCUCGGAUACGCGCUGAACGCCGACGGGAGAACCUGUUCCGACGUGGACGAGUGCUCGACCGACCGGCACAAGUGCUCUCACCUUUGCUACAACACUCCCGGCGGCUACAACUGUUCCUGUCCCGACGGCUACCAGCACUCGGGAGACGGUUACAUCUGCAACGACCUGGACGAGUGUUCGACCGGCGAACACGGCUGUUCGCACGAGUGCGUCAACGAACAGGGACGCUACAGAUGCGCCUGUCCCACAGGGUUCGCGUUAGGAAACGACUCGAAAGCUUGCCAGGACGUCGACGAGUGUCUAGAAGGGACCCAUCGAUGCUCUCACGAGUGCCUCAACGAACGGGGAAGCUACGCGUGCACCUGUCCCGCAGGGUUCGCUCUGGGAAACGACUCGAAGGCUUGCCUGGACGUCAACGAGUGUCUGGAAGGAACUCACCGAUGCUCCCACGAGUGCGUGAACCUGCCAGGCUCCUACGAAUGCGCGUGUCCCGUAGGAACGUCCUUGCUGAACGACAAAAGAUCCUGCAAACCGAUCGAUUACUGCAGCUUCGCCAACUGCUCCCACAUUUGCGAGAGGAUACACGACACCUUCAAAUGCAACUGUCCCGACGGCUACGUCCUGCUGGACGACGGCAAGACUUGCCAGGACUUCGACGAGUGCGUCGAGGACGAGCACGAUUGCUCGCACGAGUGCGUGAACACGGUUGGAAGCUACAAGUGCGUUUGUCCGGAGGGUUUGACGCUGCUGCAGGACGGUUUGACCUGCCACGACGCUCUGUGCGCCGCGGGACUCCGCCAGGACGAGGACGGCCAAUGCCAGGACAUCGACGAGUGCUUGCUGGGGGACCACGAGUGCUCGCAUAUUUGCAACAACGAGUACGGCUCGUACCGUUGCUCCUGUCCUCCGGGAUGGACGCUGACCGAUGACCUGACCACGUGUACAAUCGACCUUUGCUCGACCGCGAACUGUUCCCACCUGUGCGUGGUGAACGACUCCAGGCAUCGGUGCGAAUGUCCUUCAGGGUACAGGCUGGGUCGCGACGGGUCGACUUGCGAGGACAUCGACGAGUGCGAGGAGCCGAGCACGUGCCAGUUCUUCUGCAGGAACAGCGAAGGUUCGUACUCCUGCGACUGCCUGGAAGGAUACCGGCUGGACAACGACAAUCGCACUUGCGUGGACGUCGACGAGUGCGCAACGGAGACCCACGACUGUCCAAACGACUGCGUGAACACCGAAGGAGGCUACGACUGUUCUUGCCCCGCUGGACACCUGUUCUCGCAAGAGGAUCGAGCUUGCGAGGACGUCGACGAGUGCCAGGACGCCGAGCACGAACACGACUGUUCUCACGAGUGCGUGAACGUCGUUGGAAGCUACAACUGCAGUUGUCCGGCAGGCUGGAGUCUGCUCGAAGAUUUAAGGAACUGUAGACCAAUCGCCGAGCUGAAUUGUUCGCACACCUACGAACAGGACGAAGACGAGAUCCGGUGCGGGUGUCCCGAAGGCUUUCAGUUGGGCGACGAUGAGAGGACCUGCGAGCAGGUGGACAGAUGCACCGAGGGACUGCACACUUGCAGCCACGUCUGCGUAAACACCAACGGGUCCUACCACUGCGAAUGCCUGCCGGGCUACCGACUGAAGGACGACCGGGAGACCUGCGAGGACGUCGACGAGUGUCUCAGCGACAACGGCGACUGCUCCGACAUUUGCGCGAACACCGAGGGCAGCUUCCACUGCAAGUGUCCGGACGGCUACGAGUUAACCGAGGACAAUAAGACGUGUCGAGACGUCGACGAAUGCGAGCAGGACCGCCACGGUUGUUCCCACGGUUGCGACAACUUCGAGGGCGGUUUCAGGUGUUCCUGCCCGGAGAACCUGGUCCUCGGCCGGGACAACAGGGUCUGCCUGGACGUACGCUACUGCGACCAGCCGCGCAACUGCAGCCACGUGUGCACGAACGUUCCCGGUGGUUACAAAUGCGAGUGUCCCGCCGGCAUGGCGUUAAUCUCCGACGGUCGGACGUGCGAGGAAAUUGAUUUUUGCGCGACAGCGCACAAUUGCUCCCACGAGUGUGUCAGCGGGCCGGAAGGCUUCAGGUGCGAUUGUCCGACGGGAUAUGUCUUGUCUGCGGACGGUAGAACUUGCGAAGACAAGGACGAGUGCGAGGAGGCGGCCGAAGAGGGCGGCGAAGGGGACGGAACAGCGAACAACGGUUGCUCCCAUUCUUGUGUAAACACGGCCGGCAGCUUCCACUGCGAGUGUCCGCUCGGCUAUCGGCUGACCACCGAUCGGAAGACCUGCGAAGACGUGAACGAGUGCAUCGAGGACAACGGCGGGUGCUCGCACCUCUGCGCGAACAUCGAGGGCGGCGUCGAGUGCGCCUGUCCCGAUAAUUACAAGCUGCUGGAGGACGACGGGAAGACCUGCGUGGAGAUCGACGAGUGUCUGAUCGACAACGGCGGAUGCUCCCAUUUGUGUCAUUACGAGAACGGCACCGUGGCCUGCUUCUGCCCGCCGAGCAUGCUGCUCGCCGAGGACAACGCCACUUGCCUCGACGAGAACAAGUGCUACCUGGAGAACGGCGGAUGCUCCCAUUUCUGUAGCUACAGCGCCGGCAAGGUGUCUUGCACCUGUCCGCAGGAGAUGACCCUGGCCGAGAACGGCACCACCUGUCUAGAGAGGAACGACUGCCUCGUGGACAACGGCGGCUGCUCGCACGACUGCAAUUACGAGCACGGCGCGACGUUCUGCUCCUGUCCGACAGGCAUGACCCUGUCCGACGACAAGCAGCUAUGCGUCUACGAGAACAAGUGCCUGGUGCACAACGGCGGCUGCUCGGACAUCUGCGCCUUCAGCGACGGGUCCAUCGGAUGCGAGUGUCCCUCGGGAUUCCAGCUGUCCAGCCAAGACAACGCCACCUGCGUGGACGUCGACGAGUGCGCUGCCGGCAGGGACAACUGCACGCACGAGUGCCUGAACGUGCCCGGCGGGUUCGAGUGCGCCUGCAACGCCGGCUUCGCGGCGAACCCGCUGGAGCCAGCGUUCUGCGACGAUGUGAACGAGUGCGAGGACGAGACCGGCGGGUGCUCGCACACCUGCCAGAACCUGGUGGGCUCGUUCCGGUGCACUUGCCCGGCCGGCUACGACCUCGCGAACAAUAACAAGACGUGCACGCUGGUGGACGCCUGCAAACAGAACAACGGAAACUGCUCGCAUCAUUGCCACUUCGACGAGACCACCAAGAGCAACCGGUGCUCCUGCCCGUUGGGCUUCCAGCUCGGCGAGGAUCAAAGGACCUGCGAGGACGUGAACGAGUGCGAGGAGUUCGAGAACGACGUGGACCUCGGCUGCUCGCACAUCUGCAAGAACACGAACGGCUCCUAUUACUGCGAGUGCCCGUCCGGCUACAUCCUGCUGCCGGACGACCGGAAGAGCUGCAUCGACCUGAACGAGUGCCUGACCACCCAGCACAACUGCAGCCACGACUGCCUGAACCUCCUCGGCAGUUACGUGUGCACCUGCUACGAGGGACACUACCUGCACUCCGACAAGUCCACUUGUCUCGACAUCGACGAAUGCCUCGAGAGGAACGGCGACUGCUCCGACCGCUGCACCAACACCAUCGGCGGUCAUUUCUGUUCCUGUCCGCCGGGAUACGAGCUGGCCGAGGACGAGAAGACCUGCGUCGACGUGGACGAGUGCGAGACGGGCGCCGCGAAGUGCCUUCAUCGAUGCGACAACACUCCGGGCUCCUUCGUCUGCCUGUGUCCGGCCGGCCACGUGCUGGCGAACGACUCGACGAGCUGCGUCGACGUCGACGAGUGCAAGCUGGACAACGGCGGAUGCUCGCACGUCUGCGUCAACGUCGACGGAGACGUCGGCUGCAGCUGUCCCGCGGGGCUGCGAUUAGACGAGUCCGGGAAAAACUGCGAGGACGUCGACGAAUGCCUCGCGGAGAACGGGGGAUGCUCGGACACCUGCGUCAACACCGACGGCAGCUUCGUCUGUCGGUGCGCGGCCGGGUUCCGCUUGGAAAUGGACGAUAAGACUUGCAGAGAUGUCGACGAGUGCGAGAUGGAGAACGGAGGAUGCUCCGACGUCUGCGUUAAUCUCGACGGUAGCUAUCGCUGCGAGUGCCCCAAUGGGUACCGGCUGGAGGAGGACCGGAAGUCCUGUGCGGACGUCGACGAGUGCGAAGAGGACAAUGGCGGAUGCUCGCACGUUUGUAUCAACGAGCAGGGCUCCUUUCGGUGCGACUGUCCUGUUGCCUAUCGGUUGGUGAACGAAUCCUGCCGGCCCGUGGAUCCCUGCGCCGAUAAUAACGGCGGCUGCCAGCAGAUUUGCAAGGUGGAACAGAACUUGACCGUAUGCGCCUGCAGAGAAGGGUUCCAGUACGACGAAGCCGAUCCCAGCAAGUGCAAAGACGUCGACGAAUGCAGCGGGCAACAUGGCUGCGCGCAAGAGUGCGUGAACACUGUCGGGUCCUUCGAGUGCAGGUGCAGGGACGGCUUCGAGAUGCUGGAUUCGGCGUGCAUGGAUAUUAAUGAAUGCGCGAGUAAUCCAUGCCAGGAGACUAAGUGCAUCAACACUUAUGGCAGCUAUCGAUGCGAUUGCGAGGCCGGAUAUCGAUUGGACGGGGAUAAUUGUGUAGAUAUAAACGAAUGCGAAUGGAACAAUGGUAGAUGCGAGCAGGUUUGCAUCAACACAAUGGGAUCUUACAUUUGUGCCUGUCGCAGCGGCUUCGUACUGGAUCAAAGAAACAGAACCCGGUGCCAGGAUAUAAACGAGUGCUUGAACCGUAACGGCGACUGCAACGGUGAAUGCGUUAACACCGCCGGAAGUUACUACUGUACGUGCAGCGGGGACUUGGUGUUGGCUUCCGACGAGAAAACUUGCGUUUCACCGGAAUUGAGAUGUCGGGCCAUGGAACCGCCGCUCCACGCUGAAAUCAGAUGUCCCGGCCAUUCUUCUGGGGCAAUGGAUUAUCCUGUUGGAGCCAGAUGUCAUAUACGAUGCCGAAGGGGAUUCAGGUUGGAAGGACCUCACACGAGAUAUUGUAUGGCUGGCAACCGAUGGAACGGCAAGGAAACCACUUGCGUUCAAGAAUCGAUCGCGAUCGAUUCUCGUUACCAUUCCGACAUGCCGCGGCCGUUCGUCAGGUGCCCACGGGACAUGGACGUCGAGCUACCCGCGAGGCAAAACACCAUACGCGUCUCAUUCCCGCAGCCUAAAUCCAACAUGAACUGGUGGAGGUACGUAGACGCUUCGCCGUCGUGGGGCAAACAAUUGCAGGCGGAUUUGCCGGCUGGCACCACGGUGGUCACCUUCACAGCCUGGUCGCCUGUGUCGAACUAUACCAGCACGUGUCGGAUCGUGAUACGGGUGCGAGACACCGAGAAUCCGAAAGUUUCGACGUGCCCGACGUCCUUUGAAGUGCGACUAAGCCCCGGCGAACGAAAUCGCUUAAUAUUCUGGCAGGAGGCAACGUUCGCCGACAACGUCGGCGUCGAGCGGGUCUACAAAACGAGGGAACCCGGACAACUGAUGUACCCCGGCGUUCACAACGUGCGCUACAUCGCUUCCGAUGCAGCCGGAAAUCGAGCAGAAUGCCAUUUCUCGAUACACGUGCGAGAAUCCGAGUAUCAUCGAGAUUCCGAGCCGCGACACUAUAGGAGAAGGAUGCUGAUGUGCCCGGGCAGGCCACCGCAACCGAUACCAUCCACCGUUUACGCAUGGCAGAUACCGAGCGGAUGCUAUUUGAGGUACACGAGGAUCUUCUCCGGGGCGUACGCGAUUCAAAACUAUCGGGGACAGAGGCAGAACAGUUACCAAGACGCGAGAGCAGCUUAUCACGAGGUUCAUCCAAUUCGUGGAAGUCAAGGACACCUUCCACCACCCAGAUCGUAUCCUCUCGGCGACUAUCGACACCCGAGACAGUACGAGCUGCAACAGCUGCGGGAGCAACGGCAUCAGCAGCAGCAGCUACAACAGCAGGAACAGCAGCAGCAACAGCAACAGCAGCAGCAACAGCAGCAGCGUUCGCCGAGGACUGAUCGUUUAGCUUCGCCGACGACUCAUUACAGCCGGGGCCAUGUCUUGACUAGAAUAUUGCCGCGGCGUAAAUGUUGCGCGUAAAGGAUCGACCCGACCCGGACCCGGCUGUUCCCGACGAGCCGCAAUAACCGAAAGUAAUUUAACUGUCGAAGAAAGGCUGGUCUGCGGCUCGCGCAUAAAUUAUGUCAAGAGUUCCCUGGCUGCUGCGCGGGCGGAUGGCGGAGGCGUUACCAGUUCGUUCCUCACUUUAAUUAACUCUAAUUAAAGCCGAUUCGAUUUCCCGCGCGGCGGACGAGACGUUUCGAUCGACCGGAUUUGCGGAAUCCCGGGGACCGCGAUGUUUCUUCUGCCGGCGCGAUAACGAUCUUUGACUCCUAGCCCUUGGCUCGCCGGAUCGGCGAGCACCGCGGGCUUUCGAUCGAUCGAGACCGUUAAACACGUUGAUUUCACGUGGGAUUAUUGCGCGCGGCUUGCUCGUCCGGCCAACGAGAACUUAUUCCGUCACAUGGUGAAAUAUUAUUUGCGACGAACGAGGUGAACUGUCUAAUCAUUUGUCUUGUAUUGUAUUUUCAUUUUUGCACGCUGUUUUGGUAACCGUGAUGAUAUUGACAGAUUUAAAUGCAGUGGAAUUUACUCGAGUGUACACAGGGUGUCUCGAAUAUAACUGAGUACAGUUGAAAUACGACUAAGAAAAUGUGUGACUUGAUUUUCAAAAAACUUGACUCAGUCUUCGUUGUAUGAAUGAAUAAAUUGUUAAUUUUGCGUAAGACAUACUUUCGUACUGAACAGCUUUUGUAUAAACAUUUUUUGCGUAGCUUCAACCCAUUCCGAAAUAUUUCGUUGCACUUAGACGAAACACCCUGUAUAUGGACGGCUCAGAAGCCGAUCGGUGUGAGUCCAUUAACUGUAAAAUUGAGAUAAACAAGGGUUUUGCAAAUUAGCUGUAAAAAUAUCACAACGUCACUAAUAAUUGAAAGCACAAUUUUUAUUAUAAUUGAAUCAAAAGAAGUAUUAGUAUUUAA
Megalopta genalis is the source of this 9813-nucleotide messenger RNA. NCBI's taxonomy places the organism in Eukaryota, Metazoa, Arthropoda, Insecta, Hymenoptera, Halictidae. The record is from RefSeq and is a predicted model, not a curated record.